AUGUGUAUCAAUCUUUUAUCAUCUAUCUAUCUAUCUAUCUAUCUAUCUAUCUAUCUAUCUAUCUAUCUAUCUAUCUAUCAUCCUGUCAUUAUCUAUCUAUCUAUCUAUCUAUCUAUCUACACUCAUUGUGUGAUACGUAACCUUUUCAUUAUCUAUCAGUCUGUUCAUAUCUAUCUAUCUAUCUAUCUAUCUAUCUAUCUAUUUCAGUCUGUUCAUAUCUAUCUAUCUAUCUAUCUAUCUAUCUAUCUAUCUAUCAGACUAUUGAAAUCUAUCUAUCUAUCUAUCUAUCUCAAUCUUCUCAUAUAUAUGUAUUUAUCUAUUUCAAGUGAUAGAUUAAUUUUCAUUAUCUAUCUAUCUAUCUAUCUAUCUAUCUAUCUAUCUAUCUAUCUAUCUAUCUUCACGUGCCUGUAUGUCAACAUCAUUCCUUAUUCACGAUCUUUACACUCUGUGUUCCUUUCUUCGUUACUAUUGUUAGCAACAUCGUUCAUUUUGUUCCCCUCGCGUUCUAUCCUUACGUUUUUCCUUGACAUCACUAUCUACACUUCGACCAGUGGGGUGUUCAGUCUCAUGGAGCAGAUAAAACCGAUGGCGGGCGACAGCACUGAAGCCGUUACCGUAGUGGCGAUCACUGAGGCACAAACGGCACCCGAUCAUCGUGAAGACAAAGAAGGAAUUGAAGAAGAAGAAGAUGAAGACGAGGAAGAAGCGGGUUGCGUCAGACCAGCGCCGAAUCAAUCGCCAGUGGCUCAUACGUCCGAUGUCGAUGCUCCAUCCCCACCAAUGACUUCAGCAUCUUCCGCCGCGUUUUUCUUCUUCUUCUUCAUCUUUCUUUACCGACAGCCAUUCUUUCUUUUGUGCCUGUUUUUUUUUCUCUCCCUCGACCAUCUUAGGAAGCUUCUUCUUCUUCUUCUUUUUCUUCUUCUUUUUCUUCUUCUUCUUCUUCGUUCGUUUUUACUUCUUUUUUUUCUCUUUACCUCACUCUUUAACUCCUUUCCCAAACUUCCCACCAGCUUUUUCACCCUCUUUACCAUUAUCAUCAUAAUAAUCAACCUCUCACUUGCUCUCCUUACCGUUCUCGGGGUCCGUCCAGGCGGCCAGGGAGUAAGAAGAGUCGGUUAA
Molecule: messenger RNA, 1119 nt
Organism: Acanthosepion pharaonis
Lineage: Eukaryota; Metazoa; Mollusca; Cephalopoda; Sepiida; Sepiidae
Source: the annotation of a GenBank genome assembly